UUGCCUAACAUAAUAGAGAUAUGGGAGAAGGGAUUACUCAUAGCCUCAGAAAACGAAUCAAAGUCUUGCCGACUGAAAGAUUUGGAGGUUUCUAAUUGUGAGAAAUUGGUUCAUGUGGUUCGGUUCAAUAUGCUCCCACGACUGCAAAAUCCAGAAACAUUCAAGGUAGACAAUUGCCCAAAGAUGGAAGCAAUAGUCGCGGAGAAAGAAAAAGAAAAAGGAACCACUAGUAAUGAUAUCAUCGCGUUCCCUCAAUUAACCACUCUUAAUCUUUCGGAGUUGGCGAGCCUUAAAAGUUUCUACAACUGGCCUACAAGAUUUGAAGCACAACCCUUGUUCAACCACCAGGUUUCUUUCCCAAAGUUGAAGACACUAGUUCUCGAUAAUUGUGUAAACUCAAGAGGGAUACAUCCUUGGAAUCUUCAGGCUAGCAAAAUAAGUUUAAAAUUCUUGGACGUAGCGAAUCUGGACAAGUUAAUUGUGAGAAAUUGUAGUGAGGUGGCAGAGGUUUUUCAACUUGAGGGGCUAAAUGUUAGAGAAGGACAACAUGUUAGGCCAUUAAUUGAAGUAAGAAUGAUGGAAUUGGAUGGAUUACUUCAAUUGACAUGUUUGUGGAACAAGGAUCCCCGUGGAAUUCUGGGCCUUCAAAGCCUACAAUACCUAACAAUUAAGAAAUGUUCCCUCUUGAGAAAUCUAUUCACAUGUUCCACCGCCAUGGCUCUUCAACAACUUAAAGUACUUUAUUUGGAGUCCUGUCCAAUGAUGGAAGAAGUUAUUGCAGCAACAGAGGAUGGGCUCAAGGAAGUGAUUGAUGUGAUUGAAUUCCCAAAGUUGGAGUGGCUAAUACUGAAAGAUCUACCAAACCUCAACAGUUUCUGUAAUGCAAACUAUAAUUUUAAUUUGCCAUCAUUAAACAGAGUUGUUCUGAAGAGGUGUCCGGAUAUGCACAACUUUACUUUGGGACAAGUGCGCAUGUCACAGAUAUUUGUAA
Messenger RNA from Camellia sinensis, 991 nucleotides. Lineage: Eukaryota; Viridiplantae; Streptophyta; Magnoliopsida; Ericales; Theaceae. The record is from RefSeq and is a predicted model, not a curated record.